Alternaria arborescens is the source of this 972-nucleotide messenger RNA. RefSeq lists its product as hypothetical. Bases 1 to 972 code for a protein of 323 amino acids. NCBI's taxonomy places the organism in Eukaryota, Fungi, Ascomycota, Dothideomycetes, Pleosporales, Pleosporaceae. The record is from RefSeq and is a predicted model, not a curated record. The transcript has 2 exons.
AUGUGGAUUACAAGGCUCUUCGGGCUGGUUGCCCUCCUCGUUAUUGUUACUGGCGAGAUAUGUCAAGACUGCUUGAAUGAUGCUCAAAUCGCGAGCAACCUCACGAUACUGGAGCAGUUAGAUAAAGUGUUGGUCGCUGGUAAACCACAGCCGCCACCAUCAGCACCACGACCUCCGCCUCCACCACCACCAACAAGAAUGCUUCCAGCGGAUGACCAAGUUUGGAAAAAAUGCAGAGAAAAGGGAUGUAUGCUCUCAUGGGCAAUGCGCUACGAAGACAGCCAAGUAGGAACCUAUUACGUUCCGCCCCGCUCUACAGCAGCGUCGCCGUACCAAAGUCUGAGUGACCUUGCGAAGUGGUUUUGGUUUCGAUGGCCCCAGACCAGCAUAAGGGAGGAAUAUUUCGAUUUCAACCGGGCUUGGGGCAUCGGCCAUGCACUCGAAGAACUCGGAGUUAAUCCGUAUGCAGAUGAAUACGAGGGAGGCGAGAAUCGGGUCUACAGUGUUGACCACAAACUACCGCCCGAUAACCCUUACCACGAUAUUCCUGUCGCUGACCAGAAGUACAAGGUCAACGACAAGACGUAUAGGGCCACAGCUGCUAGCUUUUCCUUUUCACUGAAUCCGACAGACGGUGUCAUCAUUGGUCUGAACCGAGAGAGCCCCAAAGCAACGGGAAAACAACAGGAGCCACCAGUCCCAGAUGACCAGAUGCCGGAACUUACCCAGUUUUCCGAUGUGGCGUGGCUGAGUUGGGAUGAUAUGGUCAAAGAGAAGAAUGGCGAUCUCAGUAACAUUCGAUAUUUCAUCUCAGUUUUGGUCGUUAACAGAGAGACCGUCUCAGUCGUGCUGAGAGCAUCGGAAAACAGGGGAUGGGGAGUCGAUGAUUGGCCAGGUCAUAUAUUCGAGGACGGGUCGCCAGAGAUGCAUGCAAUCAUGGGUAAGUCUCGAUCAUUCCAGGAGGGGUUGUAA